This is a messenger RNA of Gopherus flavomarginatus (Mexican gopher tortoise), 975 nucleotides long. RefSeq lists its product as uncharacterized. The coding region runs from base 76 to 822 and encodes 248 amino acids. The record is from RefSeq and is a predicted model, not a curated record. The transcript has 2 exons. Lineage: Eukaryota; Metazoa; Chordata; Testudines; Testudinidae.
CUGUCCCUCCUGUUCUGGGUUAGCAAGUUGCAAAGAAUUAUUGCUGAGAGUGGAGCCCCCAAGAAGGAUUUGCCCAUGAUGGAGGAAUCACCACCUGCAGGUAUCUUUUUCAAACUGUCGCUGCCACGUGGGAACACAACCAUCUGCUUACUGACCCAGGCGCUGCAGGAAGUGAUAAGAGAGAAUCAGAGUCUAGGUGAGCGUGUCCAGGAUUUGACAAAGAAAGUGUCCACAAUGGAGUCCAGACUGGUUGGUCUCGUGCAAGCCUCAUUCCUAGAUGUGACUGGCCACUCCGCAGGCACUCUCCUGCUUCCCAAAGUGGGAGAGAUCCAGAUAUCCUUGGCAGAGAUGGAUGAAAUGAGUGUAAUGGAUUGUGGGAGAACUGGAACUGACUUGUCAGCUGGACACUCUGAGGCUGUGGAAUCAGGAGAGGUUCCAUCUACCCCUGAGGGACAGUCCCUGCCCCAUAACCCUCCUGCAGGAACCAGCAUACCUGACAGCUCCCUCCUGAGCAUUUCCCCCAAGGAGGACAGGAGACUGUUUGAAGAGGCCGAAGGUGACAUUGCCAAGUAUGCCCUGGCAGUGUUCAGACACAUGAUGCCGCAGGAUUAUUACCAGCAGUGGCGGGGAAAGGCCAAUGUGUCCGGCACACACCAGAAAGCUGCCCUGUCGCCCAAUCUGGUGAAUGCAGCCUUCAAAGCGGCAAAGAGGUGGAAGCCAAAGCUGGCAGGCAAAGACUAUAGUAACAUCAAAAUCCAGAUCAAUAACUUCAUGCGAUCCCAGGAGAGCAGAAGCCUAGCUGUGUCUACAGGGCAGAGGUAACAGCACAGCUCCCCUCAGUACCCAGGCUUUGGAUUCUUCCUAUAGAAGAGUAAAGGAAAUCCCAGGAAACCAGUCAGCACUGGGAAUCUCCCCAUGGCUUCAAUGGGAACAGUGCCUGAGUUAUGACAUCAGAAACAGGCAGUCAGUGUGGUA